UUUCACUUUCUCUUAGUUUAGCGAUUGGGAUAGAAGACUUCAAACCACAACAGAAAAUAAUCCCACAGCUGCAGGUGGCACACAAGAUGAAAUACUACACAGUUGCGACUGGCAAUACUUUGGAUUCUCAUAUUCAGUUUAUGAGACAAUUCAACAACACCACAAGAUGUUUUAUGGAAGUCAAGUCGCCAGUGGAGAGUGAUGUCAUCAUGGCUUUCUGUCCCAUCGUCUCCCGCGCCGGGACUGAUAUUGAAGCAGCACUGCAACAGAUUCCAACUGGUAAAGAUGUCAUUCUGGUAGUGCUGCAUCACACCUUCAACCCAGACUACACUGUACCUGACAUCAGCAGACUAGUGACCAGAAGUGAUGUAAUACUCACAGUGGACUGUCUGUUCCAUGAGAGCCAGGGAGGACUACUGGACUGUCCUCACAAUGAUGCAGCAGUCAGCGUGAUUCUGAGGAAGCUGAACCUACAGCCAAAGACCAGACAUCUUGGCAUUCCAGCUGUGAUUCUGAGCUGUGUUGUGUUAGUCUUGUGGCACAUUUCAGGAUCCAUGUUGGAACACAGAGUGCCACCCAAGUUGAAAUACUACACAGUUGAGACUGGCAAUACUUUGGAUUCUCAUAUUCAGUUUAUGAGUCAACUCAACAACACCACAAGAUGUUUUACGGAAGUGAAGUCGCCAGUGGAGAGUGAUGUCAUCAUGGCUUUCUGUCCCAUCGUCUCCCGCGCCGGGACUGAUAUUGAAGCAGCACUGCAACAGAUUCCAAUUGGUAAGGAUGUCCUUCUGGUAGUGCUGCAUCACACCUUCAACCCAGACUACACUGUACCUGACAGCAGCAGACUAGUGACCAGAAGUGAUGUAAUACUCACAGUGGACUGUCUGUUUCAUGAGAGCCAGAGAGGACUACUGGAGUGUCCUCGCAAUGAUGCAGCGGUCAGCAUGGUUCUGAAGAGGCUGAAUGUACAGCCAAAGAGAGGUGCAGGGGGCCCAACGCUCCUACCCUCCAGGCCACCUGCCGCCCCCCGGAACAGAUCACAUCAAACCACAACUUCAGUACAGUCAACAGAAAAUAAUCCCCUAGCUGAAGAAUCCAUGUUGGAACACAGAGUUGGUAAGGAUGUCCUUCUGGUAGUGCUGCAUCACACCUUCAACCCAGACUACACUGUACCUGACAGCAGCAGACUAGUGACCAGAAGUGAUGUAAUACUCACAGUGGACUGUCUGUUUCAUGAGAGCCAGAGAGGACUACUGGAGUGUCCUCGCAAUGAUGCAGCGGUCAGCAUGGUUCUGAAGAGGCUGAAUGUACAGCCAAAGAGAGGUGCAGGGGGCCCAACGCUCCUACCCUCCAGGCCACCUGCCGCCCCCCGGAACAGAUCACAUCAAACCACAACUUCAGUACAGUCAACAGAAAAUAAUCCCCUAGCUGAAGAAUCCAUGUUGGAACACAGAGCUGGUAAAGAUGUCAUUCUGGUAGUGCUGCAUCACACCUUCAACCCAGACUACACUGUACCUGACAGCAGCAGACUAGUGACCAGAAGUGAUGUAAUACUCACAGUGGACUGUCUGUUUCAUGAGAGCCAGGGAGGACUACUGGAGUGUCCUCGCAAUGAUGCAGCGGUCAGCAGGAUUCUGAAGAGGCUGAAUGUACAGCCAAAGAGAGGUGCAGGGGGCCCAACGCUCCUACCCUCCAGGCCACCUGCCGCCCCCCGGAACAGAUCACUUCAAACCACAACUGCAAUAGAGUCAACAGAAAAUAAUCCCAUAGCUGAAGAAUCCAUGUUGGAACACAGAGCUGGUAAAGAUGUCAUUCUGGUAGUGCUGCAUCACACCUUCAACCCAGACUACACUGUACCUGACAGCAGCAGACUAGUGACCAGAAGUGAUGUAAUACUCACAGUGGACUGUCUGUUUCAUGAGAGCCAGGGAGGACUACUGGAGUGUCCUCGCAAUGAUGCAGCGGUCAGCAGGAUUCUGAAGAGGCUGAAUGUACAGCCAAAGAGAGGUGCAGGGGGCCCAACGCUCCUACCCUCCAGGCCACCUGCCGCCCCCCGGAACAGAUCACUUCAAACCACAACUGCAAUAGAGUCAACAGAAAAUAAUCCCAUAGCUGAAGAAUCCAUGUUGGAACACAGAGUUGGUAAAGAUGUCCUUCUGGUAGUGCUGCAUCAUACCUUCAACCCAGACUACACUGUACCUGACAGCAGCAGACUAGUGACCAGAAGUGAUGUAAUACUCACAGUGGACUGUCUGUUCCAUGAGAGCCAGGGAGGACUACUGGAGUGUCCUCACAAUGAUGCAGCGGUCAGCAUGGUUCUGAAGAGGCUGAAUGUACAGCCAAAGAUUGGAGCUGAAGAACGGAUCAGAAUCCCUGAGCAGGGUAACAUGCUGACCAGACAUCUUGCCAUUCUAGCUGUGAUUCUGAGCUGUGUUGUAAUGGUGUUGUGGCACAAUUUGGGAUCCACGUUGGAACACAGAGUGGCACCCAAGUUGAAAUAUUACACAGUUGAGACUGGCAAUACUUUGGAUUCUCAUAUUCAGUUUAUGAGUCAACUCAACAACACCACAAGAUGUUUUACGGAAGUGAAGUCGCCAGUGGAGAGUGAUGUCAUCAUGGCUUUCUGUCCCAUCGUCUCCCGCGCCGGGACUGAUAUUGAAGCAGCACUGCAACAGAUUCCAACUGGUAAAGAUGUCAUUCUGGUAGUGCUGCAUCACACCUUCAACCCAGACUACACUGUACCUGACAGCAGCAGACUAGUGACCAGAAGUGAUGUAAUACUCACAGUGGACUGUCUGUUCCAUGAGAGCCAGGGAGGACUACUGAACUGUCCUCGCAAUGAUGCAGCAGUCAGCAGGGUUCUGAGGAAGCUGAACAUACAGCCAAAGACCAGCCUUGAUGCCGUUCUAGUUGUGAUUCAGAGCUGUGUAACGGUGUUGUGGCAGAAUUUGGGAUCCAUGUUGGAACACAGAGUGGAACACGAGAUUAAGUACUACACAGUUGAGACUGGCAAUACUUUGGAUUCUCAUAUUCAGUUUAUGAGACGACUCAACAACACCACAAGAUGUUUUACGGAAGUCGAGUCGCCAGUGGAGAGUGAUGUCAUCAUGGCUUUCUGUCCCAUCGUCUCCCACGCCGGGACUGAUAUUGAAGCAGCACUACAACAGAUUCCAACUGGUAAAGAUGUCAUUCUGGUAGUGCUGCAUCACACCUUCAACCCAGACUACACUGUACCUGACAGCAGCAGACUAGUGACCAGAAGUGAUGUAAUACUCACAGUGGACUGUCUGUUCCAUGAGAGCCAGAGAGGACUACUGAACUGUCCUCGCAAUGAUGCAGCAGUCAAACAGAUUAGGCUGAAGCUUGACAUGUGGCCAGUGUCUUCAGUCUACAGCUACCUCUGUACACAGCUUUCAUAUGUGAAGCGGCGCUUCUGGGACAAUAAUUAGGUUCAAAGUAGGUUG
Messenger RNA from Salvelinus namaycush (lake trout), 3464 nucleotides. RefSeq lists its product as uncharacterized. Bases 87 to 3449 code for a protein of 1120 amino acids. The record is from RefSeq and is a predicted model, not a curated record. NCBI's taxonomy places the organism in Eukaryota, Metazoa, Chordata, Actinopteri, Salmoniformes, Salmonidae. The transcript has 29 exons.